Molecule: messenger RNA, 5715 nt
Organism: Aptenodytes forsteri (emperor penguin)
Lineage: Eukaryota; Metazoa; Chordata; Aves; Sphenisciformes; Spheniscidae
Gene: PIP4K2B
Product: phosphatidylinositol-5-phosphate 4-kinase type 2 beta
Exons: 10
Coding region: 708-1766 (352 amino acids)
Biological process (GO): phosphatidylinositol metabolic process
Molecular function (GO): phosphatidylinositol kinase activity
Source: RefSeq, a predicted model, not a curated record
GCUGCUGGGUGCUGUAGCAUGAGCCUGUCUGUACAGUAGUAGCUGAACGUUCAGUCUUCUGCAUCCCUGUAUUCCUGUGGCUGCCGCACAUGACUAAGGAGCAGAAACAAUCUAGUGGAGUGACUCAUCCCUUUAGAGAAGGUGGGAUAAGAGCAACAAGAGACAGCGAGCGUAGAAACAGCAUCCACAGGAGAGCUGUGCUGUGCUGCACCAAAGCUACCCAGAGUCUGUUCUCUGGCCACGUGGAAGACUUUGGUCAUCCGCGAUUUGUAACAGUGAGAACUAGUUAAGAAAUUGGCUGAUGCAACAUUUCCUAAAUAAAGGCAAAUGUGAUUUAUCUAAAACAUAAAAUCUGCUAUUUCUUGGUCUGUAGGUUUGUCUCAAUUCUAAGCUGUAUCUUGGAUGAUCAGUGGCAGGUGAACAGAUGAAAGAGCCGAGGCUGGCUGGGGAACUACUCACCACAUGAUUGAAUGAGAUGCUUCUCAUUCUCACCGUGGCUUGUAACCACGGUGUUCUCCAGGUUGCUUCAGCACAGCAAGUUGCUCUGAAAGUCUAAGGGGUUAUAUUGCUUCAAAACCAGCUUCUGGGGUAUUUGGCAUCCCCGUAAGUCCAUUGACAGUAACUGCAGGGCAGUGGAACUUGGGUUUUGAGUCUCUGUUUCCUUUCUCUUUUAGAUCAACGAACUCAGCAAUGUUCCCGUCCCCGUCAUGUUAAUGCCCGAUGACUUUAAAGCCUACAGUAAGAUUAAGGUGGACAAUCAUCUAUUCAACAAGGAAAACUUGCCAAGUCGCUUUAAAUUUAAGGAGUAUUGUCCACUGGUGUUCCGAAACCUCCGAGAAAGAUUUGGGAUUGACGAUCAAGACUACCAGAACUCGGUGACACGAAGCGCCCCAGUGAACAGUGACAGCCAGGGCCGAUGUGGGGCCCGGUUCCUCACCACCUACGACAGGAGGUUUGUCAUUAAGGCGGUAUCGAGCGAAGAUGUAGCAGAGAUGCACAACAUCUUAAAGAAGUACCAUCAGUUCAUAGUGGAGUGUCACGGGAACACCCUCCUGCCCCAGUUCCUUGGCAUGUACCGGCUCACCGUGGACGGAGUGGAAACCUACAUGGUGGUUACCAGAAACGUAUUUAGUCACAGGCUGACUGUGCACCGGAAAUAUGACCUGAAGGGCUCAACAGUAUCCAGGGAAGCAAGCGAUAAAGAGAAGGCCAAGGAUCUACCAACGUUCAAGGACAACGACUUCUUGAAUGAGGGUCAGAAGCUGCAUGUUGGAGAAGAGAGUAAAAAGAACUUCCUUGAAAAGCUGAAGCGGGACGUGGAGUUUUUAGCUCAGCUGAAGAUUAUGGACUACAGCUUGCUGGUUGGGAUCCACGAUGUUGACCGAGCAGAGCAGGAAGAGAUGGAAGUGGAGGAUCGGGCAGAGGAUGAGGAGUGUGAGAACGAUGGUCUCGGAGGCAACCCCAUUUCUUCCUACGGCACACCCCCUGACAGCCCUGGCAAUCUCCUCAACUACCCUCGCUUCUUUGGGCCUGGAGAGUUCGAUCCUUCUGUCGACGUCUACGCCAUGAAAAGCCACGAAAGUGCCCCCAAGAAGGAAGUGUACUUCAUGGCCAUUAUAGACAUUCUUACGCCAUAUGAUGCGAAGAAGAAAGCUGCACAUGCUGCCAAAACAGUGAAACAUGGGGCUGGGGCAGAGAUCUCCACCGUGAAUCCAGAGCAGUACUCUAAACGCUUCAACGAAUUUAUCUCCAAUAUCCUGACAUAGUCGUCUUCAGCCUUCAGCGAGAAAUGAAGAGAAGAGGGGCUACUUCCAAACAGAGAAUGCAGCCUGUGACACUAAAACAGACACUGUAGCAGCAUGUGGGGUGUGCAUGUGUGUGUGCGUGUGUGUGUGCGUGCAAGAGUGAGUGUGUGGCACUGUGUGACUUAAGAGAGAACUAAUUCUAGGUGCACCCUCCAACAGUCCACUUGACCCAGGUGGAAAAGUGGAUUUUUAUGUUACAGAAGUGCCCAGACAUAGAUUUGAGGGCUUUUUAAAACAAGAAAAGUGCAUUGUUUCAGCACUGCUCUUUCUAAUGACAUUUUCUCCUCUCUGAUCAAGAGAAUCCCAUAGGGAUAUGGUAUGUGGCACUGUAUAAAAGGGGUCGCUGUAGAUCACGUUCAGUGGGAGUGAAGCAGUGCCUGAUUCCACAAACUACUACUUUUUUUUUUAUUGGACUGUCUUUACCAGAAAGACAUACAAGCCCUUUUAUUUCCCUCUUGGUAGGAAUUGGAAGGAAAAUAGCUCACCAUUUCAAGGACGGAAAAUAUUACUCUGAUAAGGAGGAGUCGCUGAACUUUAGGUAAAUUCAGACUGGGACACUUUAUAUUUUUUGGUUAAUUUAAGUAACAAAAACUUUUUUUGUAACUGCACUUGAUUUACAAGAAAGACGAGGGAAAUGAACAUCUACCAAAGAUGAUCGCUUAAAAAGGUGUAACCCCUAGAACGUAAAAAAAAAAACAAACAAACCAGUGUGAGAAGUAGUAGAGGCAUUGAACAACCUCAGAUAAUAAUGUGCUCGGACCCGUUGUGCUUUAAAUUGGCCAGCUAUGAAGAUUUCAUAAAAGGAAAAAAAAAAAAAAGGCAUUUUGUACCUGUAGAUACGGGAUAGUAUUUGACUAUCUGGAACGUUUCCCUGUCGCACCUCAGUCAGGAAUUGCCGUGUCUCUUAGAUUACAGCUUCACAUCGCAGUUCUGCCAGUGUUAAUCUAGCUAAUGUUCAGUCUUCCUUACUUGCCCGAUCUGCAACAGGUACUUGAAUUUGUUUCCUGACAGAGGUUCUUUGGUUAGUUGGUUUAUUUUUUAAAUGGCAAUGUGACUUGCACACGAAGGAAUUGGACUCGCUACCAGUGGGGAGUGCUGGGAGCUGUGACUGUGGAGCAAGUUCCACUGCUCAAGAGGACUCGGGACUUGAGCUGUGAUUGUUUUUACUCUCCUCUGCUCCAUACCCCUCUCUAGAGCGACAGUCAAGGAGUGGAAAUGUUUGAACACUUGCGCCAGAUUUUUUCCCCCCCCCUAAGGAAUCGGAACUGAUUUGCGUGACUGAAUAACGUCCUGUUUUGUCUCCAGAAUGCUUGUAAUAUUUUUCACAGCCAAGCUUGUCAGACUUGCUUUGGGUUUUGUUAGCUCUGCUGCACAACAGUUACAGGUCUUUUGGUUCUUUUUUUUUAAUUUUCUUCUUUUUAAGCAGGAUUUAGCGUUUUGAACAAACCUCUUGCAGUUGAAACAUGUCGCUUAUCUGCCUUGAAACUGUUUUCACAUAUGCCUUUGUUUCGGGAAUAAGCUGUUUCGAAUGUCUGUCCUGUGCUGUAACGCGUGCUACAGUUUGCUGUGUGGAAUUUGGUCCUUUUGAGAGAUAACUGGUGCUCAUCACAUCCUGGUAAUUUCCCUAGACUAACGCUAGCUCUGGUCUGGAUUCUGAGUGUGGGCUUGGGUUUUUUUAUGUUCAUACCCACAUUCAUGAUGUGAAUCCCCCAGGUCUCGACUUUGAAGGGGACAAAAGGGGGCUAAAGUUUCAGCCCAUGAGAGUGCACUGUAAAUAGAGUCUUUAAGAAAUCGAAAAUUAAUAUUAGGGGUCAUAAUGGGAUAUGAAUCUUUUUAUUCAUUCAUGGGUCAUUCCCUUUGACAUGGGACAAAUUUCUUCUGCCACUGUAGUCCGGUCCCUAUUCUGUGCGAUGUGGGGGCUAACACACCGUUGUCUGGGAGGCUGGAGAGUCUCAUGUCUUAAGGUGUGUAGCUGGAAAAGCCACAAAACAAAUGCAGCUAUGAGAAUACUUUAAAAAAGGGAGGACUUAGGGGGCAUCAUCAGCUUAGUUUUGUGGGCAUUAUAUUGGUUGCUUUUCUCUUAAACAAUAAGCACUUAAGUUUACUAUCAAUUAGAAAUUAAAUACCAAUCACUUUUUAUUCUUGACAGUUUUAAAAAUCUGCAUUGAAUCUGCAACUUUGGCCUGCAUGUACCCUGCGGAACACUUUACACUGAAGUGCAUUUGACUGAAAACCGCCCUCGGCUGAAAGAGUUGCAGUAGGUAGGCAGAUCACUCGGAUCCUGGUCAGAGUGCAGGAUUUCUCAAGAAAUUGCAGUGCAAUUCUUUGGUCAACCGGAGUUUCAAAACGAAGAAAAAUUUAGUGUGCAGUGUCCCUCUCCAGUGCCCGAAGGCAGGGUGAGUUUGUGUGAGAAGCGAGCUGCAGGAUCUGUGUUCCUGUGGGUACCGAGGGUCUCUCUCUUUCUGAACACGGGCCUAAUCUGUCAAAAUUUAAGAACUAAAAACUGCUUUGAACCUAGAAUUUACAUCUUCCCCGUUGAGAUAGCUCCUACAGCGUAAAUAAGAGUGGGAGAGGGAAGGCAGAGUGCGGAGUCACAGUUUGGGUGCUGUUCUGCUCCAAUAGUGCAAUAAAAAACACUCGAGAACCUGUUGGGUCACCCUUUAAUAGGAACCACAUGUUCCGGAGGUGCCAGGCGGCACCCGCCCUUUGGUGUCAGUGCUAGGAAGAGGGCCUGGUGUUUGCUGUAUGUUAAGAAGAAUGUCAGCAGGAGUUCACUCCUCACAGCAAGGAGGGGCGGUGGGAUCCUUCCCUCUGGUCUUGUACACACCUCUGGUUGACCUGGUUUUAAUUAUGAAAGCCGUGAUCGUGAAAUUCAUCACAGGGAGAACUUCUGGGGUAGUAGGUGACUCCAGAUUCCCUGCAUAAAUGAGGCUGCGCUCCCACUGAUGGUUGGAUUAUCAGCAGCAGCAAGAACACUAAAACACUUGAUUCUUUCCUUUUCUGGGAGGAAACUCCUGCUUUCCCCUCCGGAGCGCUGCCGCAGCUACCGUCAGUGGGGACGGCAGCUGGGGACUCGCCUCUUAGCCCAAGAAAGGCACAAAGCGAGGUUGUAUUGUAGUUACGGGCCGUGUUUGGUAGGGGUUGUGUCUUAGCCUCCACGGACGGAUGCCUCCCAGUCCUGUGACUACUAUGCAGUCUUUAUAGGUGCCUCCCUUUGAGCUGCACCGAGGUCAAAGCGUUUAACCUCGAGGUGGUACAAACCUUGCAGAAGUCAGCGUGUGUGUCCUAAACUUGGUUUGCAACACUGCGUAACCGAUCUGAGACAGGUCGUCCUUACAGUCGCUCCAAAACCGAAACGGCUAUCCUCUCCCCGUCUGUGUCUUAAUGCCCCAUUUCAGGUUUGCCUGUCAACUCCCCCUACUUCUGCAGAGCCAUUCUCCGGUAUCCGUAUUAGCCACUACUGAUUUUCCUUGCUCUUUGAAACGAAUUCUUGUGUAAUAGCGAUGGCAAAGCUCGGGGAACCAACUGCUGGUCAUCCGUCAUUUUUAGUGGUUUCAGUUUUUACCACUCAGAAGUUGCGCAGGUCUUUCGUUUAGCUGCACAAUGCUAAAUGCAGCUGGAUUGAGUUGUGUCAAGUGAGCGUAUUACACACAGGUCACAAGGGUGGGCAGGGCUAAUCAGUGCAACUGAAAAAAUGUGAAUAAAUUAAGUUUAAUCUAAAACUAAAAAAAAAAAAAGGCAUUCUAGGGUUUUUCACUGCUGUUUUUUAAAUAGGAAUUUUAAGUCCUCUGUGCUUGUCUGUUUGCUAGGAGCAGUUUGAGACACUGUUACUGUUUUGAAAUGCAUGCAUGUUACAAGAUGAGUCUCCAACCAGAGAAAAAUAAAAUUAAAACUUUGUGUACAUCUGUUC